Messenger RNA from Caenorhabditis bovis, 357 nucleotides. The record is from the annotation of a GenBank genome assembly. Lineage: Eukaryota; Metazoa; Nematoda; Chromadorea; Rhabditida; Rhabditidae.
AUGUCGUUCAAGUCUGAUGUUGUCUUCGAGGAAAUCAAGGAGAGAAUCCAUACCGAUAAGGAGAUGGUGAAGAAGGUCGGAACCUCAUUCCGCAUCAAUAUUGCUGGAACCGAUGGAACCACUAAAGUAUGGACCAUUGAUGCUGACCCAAACAACCCGUAUGUCGGAGACGACAAAACUCGCAAAGUCGAGAUUGAGAUCAACAUUAAAGAUAACGAUUUCGUGAGCAUCGCUGCUGGAAAAAUGAAGCCUGAUCAAGCUUUUAUGCAAGGAAAAAUGAAGCUCAAGGGAAACAUUGCCAAAGCGAUGAAGCUGAGAACCAUUUUGGACCCAAAGAUGCUCAAAGCCAAACUCUAA